AUGAAAAAUGUGAAAAAUAUUGACAAUGAUGAAAAUGAUUUGGAAGAUGAGAAAAAUGUUAACAAUCAAGUAGAAGAAUUAGAUGGAAAAUCCUUAAGGGCUACUUUUAAUUCUGUUAAUGGUUUAGAUUCUCUAAGGCAGUUUGUGAAAGCUUGCAAUGACAGUAAAGAAAGAGAUAUAGCUGCAGAAUAUUUAAAUGCAGGUGGCAAUAUUCUUGAGUUAUUAAAAUUAUUAGAUAGCGUGGAUAAAAAAAGUAUUGGUUCUGCUACUACUGUUUUUUCUGCAGUAAGGAUAAUGUUAAUAAAAAUUAUGGCACAGUAUCCUCAAUAUCAUUCCAGUGCAGAAGGAGCAUGUAGACAUAUAAUUAAUUCACAUUUAUCAUUAGUACAUUCUAUGCUUUCUAUGCAAAGUACUGCUAAGCAGAGGAAAAUAGUUCUACAAUUGCUAGCUGCAAUGGUUUCACUAGGUGGUAACCUUCCACGUGAAUUGCUUGCUCAUCUUUCUAUACAAUCAGAAGUUAUUAAAUGUCUUGUACGGCACACAAAGCCUACAGAUACUCAGAACAUAAGGAACUGUUUCAUUCAUUUCAUUCUUGCUUUCUUAAUAGAAGGAAAUGUAUCAACUAUUAGAACUUUAUUGGACAAACAUGACCUAUUAUCUAGUAUAUUCUCUGCUUUGAUAUAUGAUUCCAAAGAUAUUAUUGCUCUAGUACUAACCACAUUGAAAACAUACAUCCUCCAAAAUCCGAAAAUUAGUAAAACAAUGAAGCUACAUAUAUUCUCAACACCAGUUGUUCAGAAUCUUGUAUGUCUGUACAAUUGGAAGGGUCCAAACAAUUGGCCAGGAAAUAAAAUACACAACUCUACUUCAGCUCCACGAUAUCUUCAAGAAAAAGAGGUUGUAACUGAAAUUGUUCAUGAUUUUCUAAUUGUGUUAUUAACGUCUCAUCGGUAUGGAAUUAUAUUUCACGAUCGUACACUUGGUACAACGCAUGCUAAACACAAUCAAUUAGUAAAUACAAUACUUCAAAGCUUAGAUCGUCCGUGGGAACAUGAAAAACCAUCGGAUCUGCUAAUUAAAAUAAUGGCAGCAUGUCCAGAUUUAAUUAAGUCUCAGUUUACACUUUUGGAAUCACAUAUUGAACCCAGAGUAGCAACAAAAUGGAUUGCAGCAAUGAAUUUUGUGAGAAAGAUAAUAGCUUCAACAGAUCCAGAAACUUGUUUAAAAGUUUGUGCAUUGGAAUUAAAUGUAUCUCAAUCAGCUAACGCAGUAAUGUCAUUAACAUUACCAGUAAUAAUAUUGAAAUGUGCAAUAUUACCAUCCUUAACUCAUUCUAAUAUAAUAGUCAGACAUCAGGCGGUAAUUACACUUACGGCUAUGUUUAUUCAGAUACAAAAGUAUUUAUUAGCAGCAAAAGUGAAUUACAAUGAACACAUUGAUUUUUGUGCUUUUCAAAAUUGUGUAUUAGAAUAUGUGGUGAAGAAUGCACCAAAUUUAAAUGUGAUAUUAGAAGUGUGGAAUUGUGUGUUUAUAUCAAGUCAAAUUGAGGAUGAGAGUGUUAAUAAAGAAUGUGUUUCAGAACCGAGAAAACUUGAACAUCUAACAGCCAUCUUAAACGUAUUGCAUAUUUACAAUGAAAUAUGUCCAAAGUUAUUGUAUUCAUUAUCAGAUUUGCAACCUACUACAUUUUUAAAUCCACUGAACACAUUGAACGAUGUCGAUAUAAUGGAGCUUAAUGCUAUACGAGUUAGAGCUAUACAAUUUUUAGUUGUUCUGAAUCCCGCUGAAUUUUCACCGCAGAAGAAAAUAUUCGGCCAGGUAUUAUCAUUUUUAUUACCAUUUUUGAAUAAGGAAGAUUAUUCGGAUGCAUCAAGUAUAAAAUUAACAAUUAAAAUGUUAUUAAAUGCCACUGGUAUGUUUGAAGGAUGUAAUGAUCAGUUAGAUAUCUGGGUCAAUGGUUUUGUACAUUUAGACGAGAUGAAUGGAACAGUUAAUUGGUUUGUUCAUCUUAUAAAGAAGGUUGCGAAAGAUGUUGAAAGAUACGUCAAUGAAAUAAUCAAAACGGAAGAAGUUAUCAAUGAGGAAGAGCUUGUACAUGUCGGGCGAGUAGAAAACAUAUUUAAUGAAUUGAUAGAUAGGGAUACUAUUCAUGAAAGUUUAGAAAAUACUGUUUUACAUAUGCAACGCUUUACAUCGAUAUCACCACUUCUUUGUUGCAUGUUACAUAAAAUGAAGAAAAAUGUACUCCCCAUGGUAUCAUCUUAUGCUUCUUAUGUACUAGUACAUGCAUUGCAUUAUCAAGUUGCACCACAGUGUUUAAUACAUUUAGCAAAAGAUGUACAAGAAUUAUCAGUACAGAAAUAUCUGCAAAGUUGGUUACUGGACAACUAUCCUAUUCAUGUUAAAGAAGUAUAUCCCUCUAUGGAUUUAGUAUGUAAACUAAAUCGCAUAUUAUUAGAUGAUACUUCAGUACAGAUAAAUCAAGUAUUUAGUGGUGCCAAUACAGUUACUUUCACAUAUAAUAAUGAGACUAUUACAGUUAAUCAUUCUUUAUCAGCAUACGAAAUCAUGUACUUAUUUAAGAUGACUGUAUUUUAUUUAACACAAUUUGCUAAACGGGAGUCUUUAACGACGACUCGAAAUAAUAACUGUAAAAUUCUUUUCAUAUCUUUGUUAUAUAUUGCAAAAGAGGAUCCAGACGAUUCUGCACUGGUUGAUGAAUGUGUAAAAUCUGUUUUUACUCAUCCUGUCAUUUUGUAUUAUUUUUCACCAUUUCAUCAAAAGAGUAAAGAUUUCGCGAAAAGUAUGAUAACUCUUACGAUUUUUGAUGUUUGCAACACAAUGACUCACUUGUGCAAAAAGUGUGACAUAAGAAAUCUAGUUUCUCAGUUUAGAAAUAAAUUACUCGUGCAGUUACACAAAAUGACAGAUAAGCAUCAAAGAGGUGACAAGAUAAAUAAUGUUAAAGCGAUUAUAACGCUGUUUGAUUUACUGCAACCAACAUCAGAGGAUGUUGUGCAUUUAUUAAAAAAGCUUGUGAAACUGGAGAAUUCUAUGUUCAUUUCAAAAGAUGACGUAGAUUUGUCAAUGUAUGGUCACAUAACUCCGAAACUUUUAGAACUUAUUAGCACUGAUGAAAUUAAAUCUCAGCGUAAUUCACUAUUUGAGCUCGACGCAGAGUUUGUUAAAUGUUUAUGUUCUCAUCUACUUGCUUUAAAAUCCAAAGGAAUUAUUAAUUUCGAAAAGUGGGAGUCGGCUUUACAUAAAUACGUAUCAAAAUUUCCAUUUAAUAUUGCUGGCAUAGACACAGAUAUCUUUUUGUCAUUGAUGUCAACAAAAAUUGAAGAUACAACUACCAAACUACUUUCAUUUCUAAUUAGUAAAAAUAUAAAAUUCGUACCAGUCUUUAUAGAAUAUAUGUUGAAGUCUGAGAAGAUAAAAGAAAGUAGCAUUGUUUUCCCAAUAAUUGAAAGUAAUUUAAAUUUUAAAUGGAAUCAAGAAUUUAUGCAAAAGUUGAAGACACAUUAUGAAACUGAAAUUCUGUCCUACUUGUGUAAUCCCAAAGAUGUGAAAAAUUGGAUAGAGAAAAAUAUUGUUGCUGUUUCUUAUCUAAUUAAAAAUACAUUUGAUUUUAAGACUUGUAGUGAAACGUGCAGUAUUAUUUUACAAGCUGGUGAUAUGUUGGAUAUGGUAUCAACGCAGUAUGUAUUAAUUCUUGAAAGUGUGUUCAACAAAUGUGCAACUAUGGGAACAGACAAUGAAGAAUUUAUUACGAAUUUAUUACAAGUUCUUCUUCACAUAACUACUUUAACACUGAAGAAAGAAUCGAAAAAUAUAAAAAAACUUUGCGUUCUUUGUGAAAUGUUGAAUAAGGCCGUUAAGACUUUAAGAGACAAGAAUGAAAACUUUGUAUUUGAAGCAUUAAAUAGUAAUCACUCGUGGCCACAGUUCACGCGUUUUUCUUUAAAGUUAGGCCUUAAGGAAUUAAGAAACAAUAAACAGUCUGUGCCAAUAUUGAAAACUUUAAAUGUUCUAUGUGAUAUUACGUACAAGAACGACAGUAACAACGAAUAUGCCAAAACGUUGUUUGAAAUGGCAACUUCUCAUUCUGAAUUUCUUAACAUUAUGUUGGAAUCAUUGGAUGUGAAAAGAGAUUUAGUGGAAUUAUUGUGGAUUCUUAUGCAGAAGAAUAAAACAGUAAUACUCCUGGCACAUGUUCCCGUUUAUUUGGCAGCAUACAAUGCCACUUUAAGUGAUGCUGAUCAAUAUCUGUUGCUUAUUUUGCAGUAUUACGAAAGUAAUAAUAUUAAUAUUUCUGAAUAUCGACCGUACAUGUGGGGAAAUGCAGCGGCAGUACACUACAGCGUAAAGGGUGAAACGCAUAUGAAUUUAUGGAGGCAACCAUCCACUAAUCAAGUUCUAAAUUUGUUUGAGGCACAUCUACUGAAAAAUACUAUAAAAAAUUAUCCUGUAUAUAGAGCAUUGAGGAGUACUGAAUUGCACUUAGCAAAGGAUGUAUACGAUCCAGCAUUUUAUUUACCCUUGGUGUGCUUUUUAUUAUCCGAAAAUAAUGUUGUGUCUUAUCAUAAAGUAGCUCAAAGUGGUGUUCUAGGAUUAGCAUUUGCUGCCUGCAGCAGUAAUCAUUCUGAUGUUCGUAUGGUAGCGUAUACUAUCAUCGCUAGAUAUUAUACUCAUUUGGAAUCGUCAAGCUCGAAAGGAAAACUUUUAUGGAUGAGAUUGAUAAAUGCGUUGCGUUAUGGUAUCAUGACAUCGGAAUCACAGAUCGACAAUGUCCGUUUAAAUUGUUUAGUCGCUACAUUUUUGGCAAGAGCAUCUAUGAUCGCUACGCAACCGUUACAUCCCCUUUAUUCGCGUCUACAAGUAUUUCUAAUGGCUAAACCUGCACUCGACACAAAUUCCAUACCUGAACUGUUACAAUUAUUUCAUAGCUCUGAUAUAGAACACAAAGCUCAUAGACGUUGGAUUUUAGAAAUUAUUCGUGACGGUAUAAAGACGGAAACAGAAUUGGAUGUAGCGUUUAAAUGCGUUCUGUUUAAAAUGUUGCUAGAUUUUUAUACUUGUACUUUAUCAGACUUAGACACAAAGAAACUUAUUUUGGAGGUUGUUGACGCAACACUGAAAAUUACCAAGGGCUCUGUGCUUCUUAUAGAAGGACAUGGAUUAUUUCCAUGGUUAUUGCAUGUUACAACGAAUUUGCACAGUAAUGAAGUUCAGUAUAUCGAGCUCCUAGUAAAAAUACUGGACACUCUUUUGAAUACUAUAUUGAAAAUGAAUGGAGACACGGUCCACUAUAAGUUGAUGCUACUAAAUGUCGCAUUGAGUUUAAAGACGCAUUUAUCUAAAGAUAUCAAGGUUACAGCAUUUGCAUUAUACAUAAAUAUUUUGCAGAAGUUAUUUUUGUCUAAACACAUGAAAAUAAUUGUUACUAAGGAGCAGAUCAUGGACAUUCUUGAAUUUUCUAAGAGACUGUUUGGUAAUAUGGACGAGUGCGAAGAUAUGUUACGUUUUGGUAGUGAAUAUGUAACUAAAGUAGAUUGUUCAGAAAAUGAUAAUGAAGUUGAAGUGGCAAGAAAUUGUUUAAGAACUAUGAUAUGGACAUGGUGUAGCCACGAAAUAAGAUAG
Dufourea novaeangliae is the source of this 5643-nucleotide messenger RNA. Its product is annotated as nucleolar pre-ribosomal-associated protein 1. The record is from RefSeq and is a predicted model, not a curated record. Gene Ontology annotation, biological process: maturation of LSU-rRNA from tricistronic rRNA transcript (SSU-rRNA, 5.8S rRNA, LSU-rRNA); maturation of 5.8S rRNA from tricistronic rRNA transcript (SSU-rRNA, 5.8S rRNA, LSU-rRNA). Gene Ontology annotation, cellular component: nucleolus. The coding region runs from base 1 to 5643 and encodes 1880 amino acids. The transcript has 14 exons. Lineage: Eukaryota; Metazoa; Arthropoda; Insecta; Hymenoptera; Halictidae.